This is a messenger RNA of Carassius gibelio (silver crucian carp), 2402 nucleotides long. RefSeq names its product partitioning defective 6 homolog gamma. The record is from RefSeq and is a predicted model, not a curated record. Gene Ontology annotation, biological process: establishment or maintenance of cell polarity; regulation of cellular localization; centrosome cycle. The transcript is spliced from 3 exons. The coding region runs from base 170 to 1411 and encodes 413 amino acids. NCBI's taxonomy places the organism in Eukaryota, Metazoa, Chordata, Actinopteri, Cypriniformes, Cyprinidae. Gene Ontology annotation, molecular function: protein kinase C binding. Gene Ontology annotation, cellular component: cell cortex; nucleus; apical plasma membrane.
UACUGCCUGGGCAGUGUCGUAGUUUCCGUGUUGUCCCGUCUUUUGACAAGCCAUUCCUCCUGUUUUUCCGCGUUUUCAGUGGUGUGAACACGUAACGCUAUUUUGUCAUGAGCCAAACAAAACCCGAGUGGUCGUCGGUUAGUGGCUCGUUGACCGCUCACCGGACAACAUGAACCGGGCGCUUAGAAAGUCUCAGUCUCUGCGGUGCUGCUCGGUCCUCGAGGUGAAAAGUAAAUAUGGUGCAGAAUUCCGGAGGUUUUCCCUGGACCGCUGUGAGCCUGGCAGGUAUAAAGACUUCCACAGGCUCAUUGUGCGUUUACAUCACUUAUGGCAAAUGGAUGUCCUUAUCGGAUAUGCGGAUGUCCAAGGAGAGCUGCUGCCCAUCAAUAAUGAUGACAACUUUUGCAAGGCUGUGACCUCCACACAAUCUUUACUGCGUAUCUUCAUUCAGCUUCAAGAGGAAGCUGACCAGUUUAUCACAGCUGCUGAAGAUACAACAAAACGAAAGAAAUCUGUCAGCCAGAGAAAAACACCAUUCCAGAUCAGCAUGCCACUGAACUUCCGCCCUGUUUCGUCUAUCAUUGACGUGGACAUCAUACCAGAAUGCCACCGAAGGGUGCGUCUGUAUCGCCAGGGCUCGGACAGACCUCUGGGGUUUUACAUUCGUGAUGGUACCACUGUCAGGGUUACUCCAUACGGUUUGGAAAAGGUUCCGGGCAUCUUUAUCUCCCGCAUAGUUCCCGGAGGACUGGCGGCUUGCACGGGACUGCUGGCCAUUAAUGACCAGGUCCUGGAAGUGAAUGGCAUUGAUGUUACGCAGAAGUCUUUGGAUCAGGUAACUGACAUGAUGAUCGCAAACAGCCACAACCUCAUCAUCACAGUGAAACCUGCAAACCAGCAUAACAACAUAAGGCGAAAAAGCUGCAGCUCCUCAAGCUCGGGACACUAUUUUGAUAGCACACACUCCGUAAGCUAUCCAGGGCUACCUUUGCUAAUGAAAGCUUAUGGUUUAGGUAAUGGCUCUGAAAGCGAAGAGGAUGCAGAUGUGUUUGUGGAGAGCCCCAUCAAACACCUGUCCCAACAUCCGGGUUCUUCAGCCUCCUCUCAUUCUUCUCAGCCGUAUGUUAAUACUUGCUACAGGCCCAACGUUGCUGCCAGACGGGCCAACUCGCUCAUUUCGGCUGCAGCCUAUCACUCUCAGCCUUGUCUUGCUCAUACACCUCACACUGACCACAGCGUCCCUCAUCACGGGCAUCGGACCUCCCAACAGCAUUUCGGCUGUAAUCCAGCCAUCAGACAGGAAAGCUCCAGUACCCAUGACAUUCUAAACACGUGGCACGUAGAUCUGAGUCGCCAUUUACUGUUGCCCCAGGGGGCAAUGGAGGAAGAUGGAAUUGUUGUUAUUUUGUAAAAGAUAAACCGAAAAUGCACCACCCAACUCUGAACUAUAAUUUAUAAAUUACUCGAUAAUAUAAUUACUUGCAUGUCAGGUUUUUACUGAUAAUUUUAUGAUUACUGUGGAUACUGCAUGUAAAGAAAUUUUUUUUUUGUUAUCCAUCAUAGAAAUACUUUCUGAAAAGCCUUAGAUCAUUCAUCUAAAUUACAAAUUCUGUCAACAUUCAAUCACCCUCAUAUGACCCCCAAAUCUGUAUGUUUUUUUGAACUAUAAUUUAUAAAUUACUCGAUAAUAUAAUUACUUGCAUGUCAGGUUUUUACUGAUAAUUUUAUGAUUACUGUGGAUACUGCAUGUAAAGAAAUUUUUUUUUUGUUAUCCAUCAUAGAAAUACUUUCUGAAAAGCCUUAGAUCAUUCAUCUAAAUUACAAAUUCUGUCAACAUUCAAUCACCCUCAUAUGACCCCCAAAUCUGUAUGUUUUUUUUAUUUGGAACAAAAAUGAAGACAUUUUGAAAAAUGUUAUUAAUCAAACCUUUGGUAUCAAUGGUGACUGUUGACUUUAAUUGUAUGGUAAAAGUCUGAAGUUUGGAAUUACACGAGGCUGAAUAAUUAAGGCAAUUUUUUUAACUUUUGGGUGAGCUAUGCAUUUAAUAAAAUUAAUUGGAAAAUACAACACUUUUACAUUUAAUUAAAUGCACUUCUACUCAAAUACUUUGUGUAUAACAAAAAUAACUGAAAACCCCAAUAAAUUUAGGUUAAUAUAUAUGUGUUAAACUAACAUUGUUGAAUCUCUUUCAGUUAAUUAGCACAUGAAUCGGUGAUUCAUGAAUUGGUGCUUAGUGUUGUUUUCUACCAGAUCUAUCUCAUAUGUUUUCUUACAAAAAAGUAAUUAUAUUAGAAAAUUCCUAUUACACACAACACAUUUCUAUCAUUUAUUAUGUAGUCCAGCACAGUUUGCUUAAUCAAACAUCUAUUUUGACCAAUUAAAGUUGACUGCACAAAAUGAAA